Lutzomyia longipalpis is the source of this 2288-nucleotide messenger RNA. Its product is annotated as tetratricopeptide repeat protein 17. NCBI's taxonomy places the organism in Eukaryota, Metazoa, Arthropoda, Insecta, Diptera, Psychodidae. The coding region runs from base 115 to 1548 and encodes 477 amino acids. The transcript has 3 exons. Gene Ontology annotation, biological process: actin filament polymerization. Gene Ontology annotation, molecular function: protein binding. Gene Ontology annotation, cellular component: actin cytoskeleton; cytoplasm. The record is from RefSeq and is a predicted model, not a curated record.
GGGUCAUUUUUGGGGCGCACUAACUAUAAAAUCAUAACCUUCCUGUCAAAGUUUGUUUUCAAAAGAAAAAAAAAUCAUAUAGAAAUUGAAGAAAAUUUAGUGAAAAAUAAUUGUAUGAAAAUGCGGGAGAGUAGUGCUCCAGUAUCUCUUCUCAUCCUCAAUUUCUUCCUUGUGAUAUCUGCCACAAAUCACUGGCUACUAACAAAGGAAGGGAAAAUUCAACCACAGGUGGAUUCUCCGUACUUCCUGAGACGUCCCGAUGAUCUCAUUGCUUUCCUCAAUCAGAGUAAGCACCAACAGCAGGUGGACACUCUGUACGCUGAGCUACUUCACAUAAAGACAGAUCUCAGAAUGAAGAUAAAUCACGUUGAUUCCUACACUGUGGAUUUUAUGUAUCAGACAAAGUGUAUUGUUCAGUACUUCCUGCAGGAGAGUGAUCUGCUUAACUCCGUAACCACAAGGAGCUACCUUAGUCGUCUGUAUAAGCCUGACGUGGAUUCCCUGACAUUUGUUGAGGGGGGAAUACCAAAAUGUAGGGACUUUCUGGAGCUUCCAUUCUCCCUUAUGUGUUUUGAACAUCUCGACGGGAUGUACAACCGGAAGAAUCUCUCCAUGAAUGUGGAACAGACCCUCCUGCUGCUCGGAUUGGAGCUGUCAAAUCCCCAUUUGGGGAAUAUGCUCGUGACGAAGCUCAGGCGAGAUCCGUAUGCUUGGAGGUAUCACACCCUUGCGUCGCUGUAUUGGCGCUCAAAGGGAAAUGCAUUGGAGGCCCUUGAGUGUGCACGAAGAGGAGUCUACCUGGCACCGCGGCAGUUCAAAGACAUUGCCCUCUUGAGCCUGGGCACCAUCCUGCAGCGCUCACGAAAGCACGCAGACGCCGUGAUUGUCCUGGGGGCGGCUGUUGAUCAUGCACCAACAGCUGAAAAUCACAUGGCUCUAGCUAAUUCCCUUGUUCUCAUAUCAGAAUUCAAUCGUUCUGUUGUUCACUACGAGGCCGCACGGAGUCUCGAUGCAUCCCUAUCGGACAAAGUGACGCACAUACGGAAUUCAAUGGUGUGCUUCAAGUACAUCAAGAAGCGCCUCCUCAAGAUUGCCGCAAUUCUCGAUGAGAUGUCCGAGAAGCUGAAGCUCUACGAUGAGCGCAAAAAGCUACUGGAGGAAUCGCUGGAGAAGUUGCUGCAGGAGCAAGCCCCACUGGCGUCACGUGGCAACCAGCAGCGUGAUGAGGGAAAUGAUUUGCACCAACGUGGGCAGUAUUGUUCAACACGAUACCCCGCUGGGUCGUCGGAGCCCGUACUCUUCUGUGACUUUGUGUCGGACAUUCAGAUGAAGCUCGAAACGGGAGAUCUCAGUGUGGAUCUCAUCGUGACGUACCUCGAGCACGCCAAUGAGCUCAUUCACACGCACAUGCGUACCAUUGGGGUAUUUGAGCAACUCAAUGUUGACAACAUUGGGGAUGAUGACAUUGAGAGUCUCUUCAAUGGCACAGAACUCCUUCCGCCGACUGAUUCCCCAGCGGCUAUACCAUCCACAGGGGGAUCUCCGUAGCUCGUGACUACAGAGCCCUACUUCCCCUAAAAUGUGCCAUUGAGACGGCGUUUGUACAUAAAACAAAAAAACAAAGCAACUAUGCUCAUUUUACUAGUGAAAGAACUGUGAUGUCUCGCGGAUCACACACGCAUUCUCUAUUAAUAUUUUAAGUGUCUCGUGAUUCCCCACCCCCGCCCCCCAAGAGCUGCCUCCUUCCAAUGAAAAUUUAUACCGCCAGAGAGUCCCGCAGAGAACCUAAUUUGAAAGAAAUUAAGAAAAUUAUUAUUUGAGAGGCUGCCCACUGGUGCAAAGCAUUUUACGGCUAUAAAGCACCUUUGUGGUGAAAGUAUGAUAAAGAAGCCCAGAGAAAUGGGAUUUUUAUUUCAAUGAACAGACUGUAGAUCCCAUAUUUCAUUUCUUUUAUUAUUCUUUAAUUUAAUUUAGGCCUGUUGAACCAAAAAUUAAUAAAUUUAAUGAAAUACUCAAUAAAAAAAAAGUCUUUUGGAAAUUUCUUUAAAAAAUAUUUUGCAUUGGUUGAAAGAGAGGAAGAUAAUGGCUCUCCAAAAGGUGAAGAAGAUGAGGCAGUUUUAAUCAUUUAAAAAAAAACUCAAUUUGCUCAUGAAAUCCCAGAAAAUCUUGGGCCAAGACAACUGAUAUUUAUGUAGGAGGACUGUUUAGUUUUUUUUUUUUUUAGUUUAUAUCAAUAGAUGUUCUUAGCCGUAAUCCAAUGUAAUAAAGUACAAAAUGUUCUAGCAAAA